AUGGAGGCCACCCUCACGAGGCACUCCGCCACAAAGGGCUACAUAGACAGGUUCUGGGACAACCUUGUCAAGGUAGGCAAGGACAAAAUCACCCAGGCGUACCUUAAGACCAGGUUGGCUCUGUUGGAGAGUUACUGGCAACGCUACCAGGAGAUUCACUACGACAUAAUUGGCUCUGAGGGCGCUGAGGUGGAGGCCUAUAAGGAUAGCGACGACUAUACCACCACGGAGGACAGUUAUGUGCUCUUUAAGGCACGGAUAUUCUCCGCGAUGAAGGAGGAAUCGCCGCGGCCGAAGCAGGAGAUUUCGGCUCCCGCGGUCUCCUUCGCUAAGCAGAUCCAUCUGCCGAAGAUCAGCCUGCCGACCUUCUCCGGGGACCUGCUGGCAUGGGAAAGCUUCCGAGACCUCUUCCAAUCGCUAGUCGGCGGUGUUCCCGACCUAGCCCCUGUGCAAAAGCUGCAGUACCUCAAGUCCAGCCUAUCGGGCGAGGCUGCUGCGGCUGUCCUCAACGUGGAGAUGACCGACCGUGGUUUCGACUUGGCGUGGACUGAAUUAAAGGAGCGCUAUGACAACCGACGAGUCUUGCUGGCCACUCACAUGCGCAACUUCCUGAAUGAGCCAUCGAGCGCGAAGCCUUCCUCCGCUGACCUUAAACGGCUGAGCAGUUUCGUGUUGCAGGCCAGAAGGUCGUUCGAGUCGCUUGAACGUCCGAUCGCUCAUUGGGACGAUUGGUUCGUCCACGUGGUGGUCGAGAAGAUGGACCCGUCGUCGCGCCUCUUCUGGGAGGCCUCGUUACAGACCACCACGGACUUCCCGACACUGGCCCAACUCCAGGACUUUCUGCAAACUCGCAUUCGGGCGCUGGAGGCAGCCAGCGUCAAAACCGUCUCGCCAGCCGUCGCUCCGGGCCGGAUCGAGAAGAAGAAGGUGAACGCGCUCACGGCGUCUACCACGGGCAAGUCAGCUAGCCGCUGCGGUCUUUGCCAGGGUAACCACCUUUUUAAUUAUUGCUCGCGUUUCAAAGCGCUCUCAGUGUCCCAGCGACGGGACCACGUCAAAAAGCAGGGUGCGUGCUUCAACUGCCUCCGGCUAAAGCACGCGGUGACCGAUUGCCCGUCUAGCUUUCGGUGCUCGCGCUGUGGCGAGAAGCACCACGCACUGCUCCAUCCCCCUGAGGCUGACUCCGCCUCGGGACAAGAUUCUGCGGCAAAGGGGAAGGACCCCGGCCCGACUUUGAGCGCGACCACCGAGCCCGCGGUGACCACCAACGUGGCGGCGCUCACGAGCUCUUCGGGGACCCGGAUCCUGCUGUCGACAGCCCGAUUGGUUGGAGGCCUCUUUUGUGACAGAGCGGGUCGCACAGCGUCUCGGCCUGAACCGGAGGCGCCACGUAAAGUGCAACCGCACGCGUGGCCCCACCUUGUGGGCCUGACGCUCGCCGACCCAGAGUACGACCAGCCCGCCCCGGUGGACGCCAUCCUGGGGGCGGACAUCUUCAGCGCUCUUCUUCGAGAGGGACUCAAACGGGGGCCCGAGGGAUCCCCUUCGGCUCAGGCUACCGCCCUGGGCUGGGUACUUAUGGGACGAGUAUCCGCUCCAGCAGCGACACAGGAUCGCUCAGGCGUUUCCGUCCUCCACCUAUCCGCCUCUGGGACUGAGGUGGACCACGCCCUCCAGCGCUUCUGGCAGCUUGAGGAACUGCCAACGGAACCCGCUGCGUCUCCUGAAGACCUCUGCUGCGAGUCUCAGUUCGCGGCCACUCAUAGUCGCGACUCGCGGGGCCGGUACACCGUGCGGCUGCCCAGGCGUGACGGCUCCGACGUUCGUCUGAACGACAACCGCCGGGAUGCGCUGAGUCUUCUCACCAGCCUGGAGCGGCGGCUGUCACGCAACCCCACCUUACGGGAGCAGUACGCGACCUUCAUGGACGAGUAUCAAAAGCUCGGUCACAUGGUCGUUGUUCCGGCGACGGAGGUCCACCAACCCGGGACCCAUUACCUGCCGCAUCACGUGGUUUUCAAAAAAUCGGACGCGAACAGCAAAAUUCGCGUUGUCUUCAACGCGUCCCACCGCACCUCUUCCGGUUACGCGCUUAACGAUCUGCUCCUUCCAGGUCCGAAACUGCAGUCCGAGCUCUGGGCGAUCUUGUCGCGGUGGCGCCUCUUUAGGCACGUUUUCACGGCGGACAUCGAUUUCCGCCUGCUGACGGUCGUCUAUGGCACCGCGGCGGCGCCUUACUUGGCGCUACGGACUCUCCUGCAGUUGGCCGAGGACGAAGGGCCCUAUUACCCCCGCGGGGCGGACGCCAUUAGGUCCCACUCGUACGUGGAUGAUAUCCUCGCAGGCGGUCACACACUCGCGGAAGCCGUGGAAUCCAAGCGGCAGACCGAGGCGAUCCUCGCCGCCGGUGGAUUCGAGCUCAGCAAAUGGGCGUCCAACGCGCCGGAGCUGGGCCCUGUAGCGGACAACGAUAAGUUGUUUUGCGACCGCGAGGGGGUUUGCACGCUGGGGGUCCUGUGGAGCCCUCGGGAGGACAGCUUCGCUCUACGCUUGGCUCCCGUCUCGACAGCGCGAACCUGCACCAAGAGAACAGUGCCCUCGGAGGUGGCCCGCUUCUUCGACCUCCUCGGUUGGGCCGCUCCAGUCCUGGUGUACGGGAAGAUCCUUAUGCAGGACUUGUGGAUGGCCGGGCUGCCUUGGGACGAGCCUUUGCCGGAAAACCUGAGGACGACUUGGACAACGUUCGCUUGA
Vollenhovia emeryi is the source of this 2751-nucleotide messenger RNA. RefSeq lists its product as uncharacterized. Bases 1 to 2751 code for a protein of 916 amino acids. Lineage: Eukaryota; Metazoa; Arthropoda; Insecta; Hymenoptera; Formicidae. The transcript has 3 exons. The record is from RefSeq and is a predicted model, not a curated record.